Molecule: messenger RNA, 1173 nt
Organism: Salvia splendens (bonfire salvia)
Lineage: Eukaryota; Viridiplantae; Streptophyta; Magnoliopsida; Lamiales; Lamiaceae
Product: putative late blight resistance protein homolog R1B-17
Exons: 2
Coding region: 1-1173 (390 amino acids)
Biological process (GO): defense response to other organism
Molecular function (GO): ADP binding
Source: RefSeq, a predicted model, not a curated record
AUGUCUUUUGCUGCGGUCAGUUUUCUCAAGCGCGAGAUUGAGGAUCUUCUAACCUCUCAUGGGAAUUCGCUUGCUGCUCCAUCUCGGGAAAUCUUGCAAUUUGCAAUCAAAGAAAUGGAUUCCUUGCAACAAAUCACCAAAAGAUUAAUACCUUGGAGCAGAGCAGAUACUACAUUCAGAUAUGAAGUAUCUAGGUUAAAUAAUGAGGUCAAACAAAUUGCCGAACAAUCUGAAGAGCAGAUUAUACAGAAAAUAAAUCAAGGAUUGGUUCAAUUGAAAUCGAUGGGGGAGAAAUACGUCCAACAAUUGUACAACUCUUCGCCCAAGGACGAUGAAGAAGAUGAAGGUGACGUUCAUUGCGGUGAAAAGAUGGUUGGAUUAGUUUACGAGUUCAAUAAACUCAAGCAUAGGCUCCGAAUCAGUUGGUUGAAGAGCACGCAGGUAACUGCCCUAGUUGGGAUGCCUGGCAUCGGCAAAACUACUCUUGCUAGGACGCUUCUCGAAGAUCCGAAAACGGAGGAACACUUCGACUGUCGUGUGUGGCUGAAAGUAGGCAAAGAAAGCCGAUUCAAGGAGAUUCCAAGGCGAAUUCUGGCAGAGUUGAAUGGUGAGACCGUUGUGGAAGGAGAUGAAGAUGCAAUAGCUAUGCGGUUGAAAGAGAGUUUGAAGGAUAAGAGAUACCUCAUUGUGCUGGAUGAUGUCUGGGACAGAUACAUGAUGUAUCACCUGCAUCCUCCGUUCCACACGAGAGAAAUGAAACUGAAAAGUGCUCUACACGACGAGACUAAUGGAAGCCAGGUCGUCUUUACGACAAGGCUGCAGCAGUUGGAUGAUUAUGGUGCUAGGCAUUCGAAAGAUGUGAUGAUGGUGAGAUUUUUGAAUGAGGAAGAAGUUGGGAUCUUCUCAGUUGGGAAGAAAAUCGCGAAGAAAUGUGAUGGAUUACCUCUCAUGAUUGUCGCGGUUGCUAACCUGUUAGCCAAAGAGGAGAGGACUGUGGAAUGCUGGGGUGAGAUUGCAGCUCAUAAGAAUCAUCCUAUUUUCAUGGAUGCAUAUCAUGAUAUAUCAAAGGUGUUACUUCCGAGUUACAAGUACUUACCUCGCCUUCUGCAAAUGUGUUUUCUCUACAUGGGAGUUUCCCUCGGAAUGAUCACGUAUCACGAUCCAAGCUCAUGA